AUGGGAAGGCCUCCUUGUUGUGACAAAUCCAAUGUGAAAAGGGGUCUUUGGACUCCUGAGGAAGAUGCUAAAAUACUUGCCUAUGUAGCCAAUCAUGGAACUGGAAACUGGACACUGGUUCCAAAGAAAGCAGGGCUGAAUAGGUGUGGUAAAAGCUGCAGGCUAAGAUGGACCAACUAUCUAAGACCUGACCUGAAGCAUGACAAUUUUACUCCCCAAGAAGAAGAGUUCAUUAUUAACCUCCAUGGAGCCAUAGGAAGCAGAUGGUCUGUAAUUGCAAGUAGAUUACCUGGGAGAACAGACAAUGAUGUCAAGAACUACUGGAACACAAAGCUAAGGAAGAAGCUUAUGAAGAUGGGAAUUGAUCCAGUGACUCAUAAGCCAGUAUCCCAAGUCCUCUCUGACUUGGGAAGCAUCAGUGGCAUCCCUAACACCACCACCACUAACCAAAUGGCUUUUGUCAACAAGGAGUUGGUGAUGAACAACAUGCUACCAACCAAAACUGAACCAUCAGCAGGUUCCAAUAAGUCAAUGGUGGAGCACACACAAGAGAGUCAAGUUCACUCAUGGGAACUCCACAGUCCUUACCAAGUCCUCACCACAGAAAAUGUCCAACCACAUGUCUUCAGUGAAGCUUCAUCCUCCACCUCAUCCUCCUCCUCCUCCUCCAACCUCACACAGUUAGGCUCACCACAGUCCUACUCUUGCCAAACCCCUCGGGCUCAAAUUGCCCCUCAUUGUUCCUCCUUCGAUUGGAGUGAUUUUCUUCACAGUGACUCGUUUAUGUGGUCACUGAAUCCCUCAGGUCUAGUGCAAAGUGAAGCUGAACUUUCCAACAAUGCCAAAAGCAAUGGCCAUGACCAUCAAGGAGUUGCAGCAAUUGAGGGUUGUCGUGGUGCAAGCAUGGAAUAUCAGAUCAAAAAACAGUGUGAAGGUCAUUCAUUUGUGGAUGGUAUUUUGGACAGGGAUAGUGAGUUAAGAGCAGCAUUCCCUGAAUUUUUGGAUGCUUCUUUUGAAUACUAA
Molecule: messenger RNA, 1023 nt
Organism: Sphenostylis stenocarpa
Lineage: Eukaryota; Viridiplantae; Streptophyta; Magnoliopsida; Fabales; Fabaceae
Source: the annotation of a GenBank genome assembly